Molecule: messenger RNA, 1496 nt
Organism: Myotis davidii
Lineage: Eukaryota; Metazoa; Chordata; Mammalia; Chiroptera; Vespertilionidae
Gene: TMEM150B
Product: transmembrane protein 150B
Exons: 6
Coding region: 151-1071 (306 amino acids)
Source: RefSeq, a predicted model, not a curated record
GCAGCUGGGAGACACCUCAGGAUAAAGGUUAACGGGCAUCUGGACAGCAAGGGAAGUGCCCAGGCUGAGAGCUGGCUCACCUGACCAGGCCACACCCCACUUCCCCAAGUCCCCCCCACCCCAUCCGCCCUUCCUUCUGCCUGGGAGCCAAUGGGGGCCUCAGAGGCAGGCAGCCAAGAUCUGAUAGGCCGGGACCCUCCUGACACACACACAGACACAGACACAGACACACACAGAGACACACACACACAGAGACACACACACACAGAGAGAGAGAGAGAGAGAGAGAGAGAGAGAGAGAGAGAGAUUCAUCAGUGGCCCUAUCUUCCUUGCAGAGCCCUGGGCAUGUGGAGCUACCUGGCCCUGCUGCCUGCCUUCCUGGGCCUCUGGGCUGCCACCACCAUCUGGACUGUUUUCGCAAUCGCCGUGACCAACAAGACUGUGAACCUGACGGAAGGCAUCCCCUAUAUCAGUCUCUGCGGAUCCUACCCGCCCCAGAGCUGCAUCUUCAGCCAGCUGCUCAACAUGGGAGCUGCUAUGGCCGCCUGGAUCUGCAUUCUCCGUUACCACCAGUUCCGGGACUGGGGCGUCGGGAAGUGGUUUAACCGGGUGAUCCUCUGUUCAGGGCUCCUCUGUGCCUUAGGCACCUCCGUGGUGGGCAAUUUCCAGCAAACGAACCAGAUGGCCACGCACCUGACGGGCGCCUUCCUGGCCCUCUUCGUCGGCCAUGUCUACUUCUGGCUGCAGCUCCUUCUCUCCUGGAGGAUGAAGAGCCUGCCGCAGCCCGGGGCCCCGUGGAUCAGGCCGCUCCGUCUGCUCCUCUGCAGCCUCUGCACUGUCCUUUUGGUGACCAUGGUCAUCCUCCACAAAAACCUGCAGCGCUCCGCCGCCGCCGUCUGCGAGUGGGCCGUGGCCAUGCUGCUCUUCCUGCUCUUCGGCCUCCUGACCGUGGACUUCUCCGGCCUGGAGGGCUGCACCCUGUGUCUCCGGCCUGGGCCCAGCCUCAGCCUGCAGCCCGCCUCCCCCAUCUCCCUGCAGACCUCACCACCGCCACUGGCCCAGGCGCUCUGACCCCGGCCUGGCCCUCCCGGCAGAGGACAGAGACCGGUCCCGGACUCCUCCGUGACCCCCAGAUGCAUCGCUGGGGACGAACCUUCGGGGGUGAACCGUUGGGAUGGACUUUAAAGAACUUGCCAGGCACCGGCCAGUGUUGCUCAAUGGUUAGAGCGCUGGCCCAGGGACCCAAGGGUUGCCGGUUUGAUUCCGACCAAGGCCAUGAACCUGGGCUGCACGUUGGAUGCCUGGCCCCGGCUGGGCGAGUGUGAGAGGCAACUGGUCGAUGUGUCUCUCUCACAUCGAUGUUUCGCUCUCUCUCCGCUCCCUUCCACUCUGCGUAAAAGCAAUGGAGAAAUAUCCUCGGGCGAAGACUGCCAACAACAAGAGAGAAUGUGCCAUGGCUGCCCGGCCUGGCCUGGGACCGAGUGGUGCACACGUGG